This is a messenger RNA of Lodderomyces jiufengensis, 2439 nucleotides long. RefSeq names its product sulfate permease (gene SUL2). Gene Ontology annotation, biological process: transmembrane transport. The record is from RefSeq and is a predicted model, not a curated record. Bases 1 to 2439 code for a protein of 812 amino acids. Gene Ontology annotation, cellular component: membrane. Gene Ontology annotation, molecular function: secondary active sulfate transmembrane transporter activity. The transcript has a single exon. Lineage: Eukaryota; Fungi; Ascomycota; Pichiomycetes; Serinales; Debaryomycetaceae.
AUGUCUGACUUUAUUCAUAAAGUUCAGUCAAUAACAUCACAAGAUGAACCAAAAUCACGUAUACCGAAUGUUUAUCCUCACAUAUAUCAAGAUGAACAUGUAACUAAACAACAUGAAUUUCAUCCUGAAAAUUCAAAUCAUCAACAAAAUGGUUCGGUCUAUGUACCAGCUUACGAUGAACAAGAAGUUACAGUAAAAGAAUGGUUUCAACAUGUAUUUGCUCAUCCUUUACAAUUUAUUAAGAAUUAUUUAAUUUCUUUAUUUCCAAUUGCAAAAUGGAUUUUACAUUAUAAUUAUAAAUGGCUUUAUGGAGAUUUAGUAGCUGGUAUAACAGUUGGUGUUGUUUUAGUUCCUCAAUCUAUGUCUUAUGCACAAUUAGCAGGUUUAGAACCUCAAUAUGGUUUAUAUUCUUCUUUCGUUGGUGUUUUUAUAUAUUCAUUUUUUGCAACUUCAAAAGAUGUUUCAAUUGGUCCUGUAGCUGUUAUGUCAUUACAAGUUUCAAAAGUUAUAGCUCAUGUUCAAGGUAAAUAUGGAGAUCAAUAUUCCGGACCCGAAAUUGCUACUUUCUUAUCUUUGAUUUGUGGGGGUAUUGCUGCUGCUAUUGGUGUUUUAAGAUUAGGUUUUAUUUUAGAAUUUAUUUCUAUUCCUGCAGUUAUGGGGUUCAUGACUGGUUCUGCAUUCAAUAUUAUAUCUGGUCAAGUUCCAGGAUUAAUGGGAUAUAAUAAAUUAGUUAAUACUAGAGAUAGUACUUAUAUGGUUAUUAUUAAUACUUUAAAACAUUUACCAAAUUCAACUGUUGAUGCAGCUUUUGGUUUAGUUUGUUUAUUCAUAUUAUAUGUUUGGAAAUUUUCAACUGAUUAUUUCCAAAAAAGAUGGCCAAAAUAUAAAAUGUGGUUUUUUUAUAUACAACAAUUAAGAAAUGCUAUUGUUAUUAUUGUUGCAACAGCUAUUUCAUGGGGUAUUGUUCAUCCUAAAAAAAUUGCAUACCAUGGUAAACCAGGAGGAUUUAAACCACCAAUCUCAACUAUUGGAGAAGUUCCAAGAGGUUUAAGACACGUUGGUGUUAUGACAAUUCCAGAUGGUAUAAUUGGAGCUAUGGCUUCUGAAAUUCCAGUAUCAACUGUUAUUUUGUUAUUAGAACAUAUUGCUAUUUCAAAAUCUUUUGGUAGAGUUAAUGAUUAUAAAGUUGUACCAGAUCAAGAAGUUAUUGCUAUUGGUGUAAAUAAUUUAAUUGGUACUUUUUUCAAUGCUUAUCCUGCAACCGGUUCAUUUUCAAGAUCUGCUUUAAAAGCUAAAUGUGGUGUUAGAACUCCUUUAGCUGGUAUUUUCACUGGUGCUGUUGUGUUAUUAGCGUUAUAUGCAUUAACUUCAAGUUUUUAUUAUAUUCCAAAAGCUGUUUUAUCUGCUGUUAUUAUUCAUGCAGUUUCUGAUCUUAUUGCAAAUUACAAAGUUACUUGGUCAUUCUGGAGAAUUAGUCCUAUAGAUUGUGGUAUUUUCUUGAUUGCUGUUAUUUUGACUGUAUUUGUUACAAUUGAAGCUGGUAUUUAUUUCGCAAUUGCUGCAUCAGUUGUUGUUUUAUUAUUUAGAGUUGCAAUUCCAAAUGGUUUAUUCUUGGGUAAAGUACAAGUUGCCGAAGUUAUAAAUCCAAUAAUUGAAUCCUCUUCAGGUUAUGAAGAUUCAGAUGCAAGUUCAGAUUCAUCAAAUAUUGAAAUUCAUCAAGUUUUAUCAAGAGGAUCAAAUGAAGAUACUAAAGUAAAACAUAAAAUUGAAGAUAAACAAAUUGCAACCACUAACAAUGUUCCACAUUUUAAAUUUCAUACUCGUUGGGUUCCAUUAAAUCAUAAAAAUAUAAAUAAAGAAUUAAAUAUUACUCCACCACCACCAGGUGUUAUAGUUUUUAAACCAGUUGAAUCUUUUACAUAUCCAAAUGCAUCACGUCAAAUUGAUGUAGUAUCAGAUGAAGCUAAAAGAAUUACCAAAAGAGCUAAACCAUAUAGUUAUUCAGAUACCGGUUCAAGACCAUGGAAUGAUCCAGGUCCAUUAAAAUGGAAUAUACCGUUUUUGAAAAAAUAUAAUACACCAGAAAAUUUUGAAGAAGAUACUAGACCAAUUUUAAGAAUUGUACAUUUUGACUUUUCCACAGUUUCACAAGUUGAUGUAACAUCAGUACAAGCAUUAGUUGAUUUAAGAAAAGCUUUAAAUACUUAUGCUGAUAGAGAAGUUGAAUUCCAUUUUUCAGGAAUAUUAAGUCCAUGGAUAAGAAGAGCUUUGUUAAAUGCUGGUUUUGGUACUUAUGAAGAUGGUUUAACUUCAAGUAAUAAUUAUGUUGAUAUAGCCACUGGCUAUAAAGAUUUAGAAAAUCAUAUUAAUGAACCAUAUUAUGCUGCUGUUGGUACAAAUACUCCAUUUUUCCAUUUAGAUAUACCAAAUUAUCAAUAG